Molecule: messenger RNA, 1765 nt
Organism: Panonychus citri (citrus red mite)
Lineage: Eukaryota; Metazoa; Arthropoda; Arachnida; Trombidiformes; Tetranychidae
Product: acetylcholinesterase-1-like
Exons: 1
Coding region: 49-1680 (543 amino acids)
Biological process (GO): acetylcholine catabolic process; choline metabolic process
Cellular component (GO): plasma membrane
Molecular function (GO): acetylcholinesterase activity
Source: RefSeq, a predicted model, not a curated record
ACUCCCAUCCACUGGUUUAGUUUAAUUGUAACAAGGAAUAAGUAAACGAUGAAUAAUCAAUACAAGUUAAUUGUUUGUCUCUUUCUAUUUUUCAAUUUAGGUUCAUCCGAAUCGAACAACCUAAUUGUGAAAACUAAUUGGGGUCUAAUCAAGGGUUUUAAUCAAGUUUUCAAUGGAAUUGAGAUAAAAUCCUACCUUGGAAUUCCCUAUGGACUUCCGCCCGUUGGUCCACUUCGAUUCGCGAAACCCGUUGGCCUUCAUCGGAAUCAUUUUGGUGUUUAUCACGCGAAUAAGUUUGGACCCGCUUGUCUUCAAACUGAAUUAAAUGGAGCAAUUCAUGCACCCAAUUCAACAAUUAGUGAGAAUUGUUUAUUUCUAAAUGUCUGGACUCCGAUUGACGCUUCGCCUUCAAAUGAUGUUCUGUAUCCCGUCUUUGUUUACAUCCAUGGUGCAGCGUUUAUCUUUGGUUCGGCAUCAGGAUCAAGGUCAAGAGGUGAUGUUUUGACCGCUCACACGAAUAUUGUUACAGUUAAUUUGAAUCAUCGACUUGGAGCUACUGGAUUUGCUUACGGAGGUUCAGAUUCUAUUGUUGGUAAUCAAGCAAUUCACGAUGUUUUAUUGGCCUUGAAAUGGAUAAAAUCAAAUAUCAAAGCAUUCGGCGGUGAUCCCGAUCAGGUAACUUUGGCCGGAAUGAGUUCGGGAGCGAUCAUAUCAUCGGCAAUCUUCAUGUCCCCAGCAUUAGAUUCCAAGUUGUUUAAUAAACUUGUCUUAAUGAGCGGAGUUCCAGCAGAGCAAACCAACACCAAAGAUUCAGUUGCAAUGAAAACGUUAACAAAAAGUAUGUCCCGAUCAUUGAAAUGUUCAAAAUACUCGAAAAAAAAUUCAUCCUUUGAUAUAAGAGAAACGAUUUGCUUGAAAACGGUCAAGUCAAAGUUGAUCGCUGAUACAAUUGAAAAUUCUGAUUUCAAUCUCGUACAUGGUGAUCAAUAUGUUUUUCCAACAUCACCAAGUCAAAUAAUCAAUUCGAAAAGUUUUCCCAGCGGCUACAAAAUUCUGGUUGGAACGGAAGCCGACGAGGCAUUGGUUAAACUUAAACCAAAUAGCAUCGCUGAAGCAAUCGACGGUCUAUCGGGACUAUUGAAAACCGCCAAUCUCACAAUGACAUUGAACAUUACCGAUCUUGCGUCUGAAUAUUUCAAAGGUGUUAACGAUUCUGACAUCUCGACGAUUCGUAGGAAGUGCAACGAUUUUAUAUCCGAUUUUAUGUUCCAUUGUCCAUCUCUCUUGUAUUCACUUGCAUUUGCAACCAAUGGUGCGAAUACUGUUCACUUUUAUCGUAACGAUUAUGUGACCUCAUAUUUUACCAAAGCCGCAAGACCUUAUGGUGCAGCUCAUGCCGAUGAUCACAGGAUGUUUCUUGGUGAACCUUUCAGGUCACCAGAAAUGUAUUCGGAUGAAAAUGAUCAGAAAUUAAGUCAAUACAUGAUGAACAUUUUGGCUGAUUUUGUUAAGGGAAAAGAGUUAUUCUGGUCACCAAUUAAGGUCACCGGAAGUCAACCUGAUCAAAUAUCACUUCCAAGAUGGAGGAUACAAAAUAACGAAACUUUUAACAAAGUUGAUCAAGAUGAUGACAGGGAGAUUUGUUUAGAGUGGGCUAAGUAUCUUAAUUUAAAGAUCUAAUUGUACAUUGUCGGUACAGUUGAAUUGAAAACAACGUGACAAAUCAAGAAUAACAGAUUAAAUAACAUUGAAAAGUAAUCACGAA